This is a messenger RNA of Heteronotia binoei (common prickly gecko), 1506 nucleotides long. RefSeq names its product proline rich 11 (gene PRR11). NCBI's taxonomy places the organism in Eukaryota, Metazoa, Chordata, Lepidosauria, Squamata, Gekkonidae. Gene Ontology annotation, cellular component: nucleus; cytoplasm. The record is from RefSeq and is a predicted model, not a curated record.
GAAGCUGAGCAGAUGCAGCCGGGGUCUGGAGGAUUGAGGAUCCUUUUUGUAGAUUCAGGCUUCCAGAUGAACUUCCGCCUAAAGCUGGGGGGGAAAUGGCCAAAUAUAAACAGCGACGCAGAAAACCAAGAGCCAGUGUGACGCUCAGGUUUAAAAAGCAGGAAAGAAUCCAUUUGCCACAGUGCUCAAGCAUUCUCCCGUCAAAGCUUCCAGUUUCAACCUUGAACCAAAGUAGGCCUUUUCCUUCCUGGGCUUUGACUCUUUCUAACAUAACAAAAGCAGUGAGGCCUUUGGUCACAACAUUGCUCCGUUGGUACUGCUGGUGCCAGAGCAGUGUCAUCCAGUUCCUCCAGUUUUUCCGAGUCAUCAAGAACACAGCUUUUCAAUCACAUGUGCCCCUGGAGGAAUUAAAUGCACUUAGGGAACGUUUGGAAAAGCUUGAAACAGAAUUUGCUGCGCUACAAUCAACAAUCCAGAAGGGGACUGUAGUUGCCUUGGAAAAAACAUCUUGCCAGACGGCAAAGGAUGACCAGUGCCAGCAUUCCUCUCAAGUGCCUCUUCGCCCUGUGGAAUCAUCAUCCUUGCAUUCUGAAGCUUUGAUGCCACCUGCGCCCCACCUCCUCCCCCCCCCUCCUCCCCCUCCACUGCCACCUCCACCAGUACCUCGGUGUCUCAGUAAGACUGAAGGCACUAAGAAACAGGAUGCUCUGUCAAAAACAGAUGUGCCCAGGCAAAUAACCCUCAAGGAUCUCCUCAGCGUGAAAUUAAAGAAGACACAAAGUUGCCUGAAAAUAGAAAAGGGAUCGCCUUUGCAGAAACGGAGGGCGUUAAUUACCAUCUCAGAUUUACAGAGCAUUAAUCUGAAAUCCAAAGUUGCAGCGCCACCUAACGGCAGUGCAAACGGUUCAAGCACACCCGGCAGAAGUUGCUUAGAUUUUCGAAAACACUUAAGAAGGGUAUCUAUUCAGAGGAGCCCAGGUGGAACCCCUUUAACCCACAAAGAGAACCUUGAGACUGGCACAGGAUUGACCCCGCUCAUGACCCAGGCGCUUCGCCGCAAAUUUCAGCUGGCUCACCCCAAAAGUCCCUCUCCGUCCCACUUGCCCAGAGGAAGCAGCUUUGGGGAGCAAAGUUAAUACCGCGUCGCCCAGCUUUGUGUUCAAGGCCCUCUUGGUCACUAAUGACUCUCCUCGGAUGUAAGGAGUCUGUUACUAAGAAAGCAUGGGGGAAAGGGUCAGCACUGCUGUCCUCAAGAGCAAAGCUCUCUGCUUCCCAGAAAAGCAGGCAAGAGGAAACUUUGCCCCAUCAUCCUUCUGUUCGUCCUGGCUGUAUGCGCCAACGUGGCUUGGGGGAGCCAUAUCAGUGUUGUGGCCAAAGCGGUGCCCAGAGGCUCUUUGCCACUUAUCACCACUGAACGGUCUUGGCCAUGCUUCAACCUCUCUGGGUAGCUUUGUAUGACAAUAGCAUUUCAGUUUUCUGUGUUGUAAAAAUAAUUUUUUAAACUUC